Molecule: messenger RNA, 1921 nt
Organism: Scaptodrosophila lebanonensis
Lineage: Eukaryota; Metazoa; Arthropoda; Insecta; Diptera; Drosophilidae
Product: dnaJ homolog subfamily C member 11
Exons: 7
Coding region: 55-1671 (538 amino acids)
Biological process (GO): cristae formation
Source: RefSeq, a predicted model, not a curated record
AUUUUCAACCAAAUUAAAUCAUACAUAAAGCACCGUAUUUAGAUCUGCAACGUCAUGGCAUCGGAAAACGAUUCUGACGCCGAGCUGGAAGAAAACUAUUACACCUUCCUCAAUUUGCCGCGAGAUGCCACCACUGAACAGAUCAAUACAGCGUACCGUAAACAAAGCCGCAUUUACCAUCCGGAUAAACACAUUGACCCGGAAAGUAAAAAGAAGGCCGAGAUUAUGUUUAACCGUACCAAGCGGGCUUAUGAGGUUCUUUCAGACCCACAUAAGCGCGCCAUAUACGAUUCUGUGGGUGAGAAAGGCCUUAAAACUGAGGGCUGGGAAAUAGUACAUCGCACAAAGACUCCGGCAGAAAUUAGGGAGGAGUACGAACGCCUGGCUCAAGCGGCAGCCGAACGUCGCUUGCAGCAGCGCACCAAUCCGCGUGGCAACAUAACCAUCAACGUCAAUGCGACGGAAAUAUUUGCCCCCUAUGAUGAUACUGAGAUGCCGCGUGUAGAGAUUGGCUCGAUGAGCAUUGCGCAGUCAAUUGAGGCGCCCAUAACGCGUAAAGAUCUGAUCGUGAUGAGUGGUAACCUAUACUCCUCUAAUGGUACCGGAAGUGGUGGAUUUGUUGUGGCCGGACGCCGACUAUUGAACAAAGGUUGGCUGGAGCUUUGUUUGGGAGCAGGAAAUGGAUUCCUGAUGGGGCUGAAGGGUGGUCGAACACUCAGUCCAAAGCUCACGCUUAAUGGUGGCACAAAUUUAAACUUUCGCGACAGCGGUGUCAUUCCUGCGCUGUUUUCCACGCUGGCCGUGCAGCUGGACAAGCACACAAUGGGCAGCCUAACUCUAAAUGCAGGCCCCCAGUCAUCUAUGUCAACACAGAUUGAUCGCACCACCGAAAACCACGCAUGGAACACAUCCUUCGUGAUCGGUACGCCACACAUGUAUGUAGGCAUUGCGUAUACGCGCAAGAUGCUGGAGAACGAGCUAAAAUUAAAGUUGGCUGUGAAAGCCGGCACAUUUGGAUUUAUGGGUGAAUAUGGUGUAGAGAAAAAGGUAUCAAAAUACAGUUCGGUAUUAGCGGCCGUAUCCAUUGGUGUGCCUUCCGGAGUCAUACUUAAAUUUAAAAUAAUACGUUCAAAUCAAUCGUAUGUGUUCCCCAUUCAUCUGAGCGAGGAAAUAGUGCCAGCUGCAGUUUUCUACGCUUCUGUGACGCCAGUAAUUGCGUGGUUUUUUGUAAAAAAAGCUAUAAUGGAUCCUAUGGAAGCAGAGCGGAAAAGUAUAGAAGUUGAACGCACAAAAAGACAAAACGAGCAGCGUCUCGCCGCUAAAAAACUCGAGGCUAGCGCGGCAAUUCAUUUAAUGCAGCGCACCUACCAACGCAUCAUGAACGAAGAGUUGGAACGGAGGGGUCUUAUUAUUACAAGGGCGAUAUAUGGAUGUGUGAAUGCUGGCAGUAGUACACAAUUCAAUCCCGAUGAGUCUUACGAUGUCACAGUUCCUUUACAGUGUCUAGUCAAGGAUAGUAAAUUGCAGCUGUAUGAGUCAUCAAAGAGUGAUUUACCAGGUUUUUACGAUCCGAGUAUCGGAGAUGACAAAAUAUUGCGCAUAGAAUACACCUAUAAUAAUCAAUUUAAUGUGGUCAAUAUAAAGGACAACGAGGCAUUAAAGUUGCCGUGAUCCUUUUCUUUUAGUAGAAAUCAUCAGUUAUGUUUUUAUAUUUUGUUAUUCAGAACAGCCAAACUCGCUGUGCAAACCCAUUUCCAGGAGCUAAUUGCACUAUUGGCCCAUUGUUUGGUAUUGGAUCUGUACAAUGCUACGUUGUUUAAAUUAUCCAUUCACUUAGUUUAAGCUGGACAAAUUUACAAUAUUUAUAAAAACUAUUUUGGAUACAACAAAGAUCACGCAAUAAAAUUUGUAUAAUAGACAA